Messenger RNA from Closterium sp. NIES-67, 3664 nucleotides. The record is from the annotation of a GenBank genome assembly. Lineage: Eukaryota; Viridiplantae; Streptophyta; Zygnematophyceae; Desmidiales; Closteriaceae.
CUGACCGACAUGAAAAAACAGAUCGAGUAUCUCCUAGCCAAAGGACUCAUCCGACCAUCCACUUCGCCAUACGGUGCCCAAUACUCUUCACACCGAAACCGGACGGAAGCCUGCGCAUGUGCAUCGACUACCGAGCUCUCAACAAGCAGACCAUCAAGAACAAAUACCGAUACCACGAAUCGAUGACCUGCUUGACCAGCUUCGGGGAGCUACGGUAUUUUCCAAACUGGAUCUGCGGUCCGGAUACUGGCAGAUACGGAUGGCGGACAACUCUAUCCACAAAAUUGCUUUCCGAACUCGGUAUGGAUCGUACGAUAUUUGGUAAUGCCGUUCGGACUCACCAACGCACCGGCAACAUUCCAAGCCGAAAUGAACCACAUUCUACGACCACUUUUGGACGAGUGCGUGUUCGCCCUCGAGAAGGUCCACUUCCUAGGACACAUAGUGAGCGCUCAAGGAGUUCACGUGACCCCAAGAAAGUUGAAGCCGUACGUACGUGGAAGACACCCGAGAACGUGAAGGAGUUGCAGCAGUUCCUAGGCUUCGCUAAUUACUAUAACAGGUUCGUGCCACAGUAUGCGAAACUCGCAGCACCACUCACGGAUCUGCUGAAGAAGAACACGCCCUACAAAUGGGAGCCACAGCACCAGGAAGCCGUGGAGCAGCUGAAACAAGCACUCACGUCCGCACUGGUACUCGUCUUGCAAGAUCCCGAACGCGACUACGUAAUCGAAGCUGACGCCAGUGACCAGGCAGUGGGAGCAGUCUUGAUGCAAGACCAAGGAAGUGGACUGCAACCAAUCGCCUACCUCAGUAAGAAACUACACGGGGCAGAACUAAACUACCCGAUACACGACAAAGAGGCCCUUGCCAUCGUCAUAGCCUUCAAAGCGUGGAGAUGUUAUCUCGAAGGACGACGAACAACCGUCUACACUGACCACUGCAGCCAGAAAUAUUUGAAGACACAACCCAUCCUUUCCAGGCGACAGGUCCGGUGGAUCGACUUCCUCAAGACACACUUCCAUUAUGACAUCGUGUACAAGCCCGGCCACAAAAACAAUGCAGACACCCUCAGCCGGCCUGCGCACGUUGCCGCUAUUCAGAUCGAAGAGAUGAAUCCACUCCUCAAGGGACUCUUCACACACGGCCAUGGCAAGUGGUUAGCCUGGACUUCAUUACCGGGUUACCACCUACCACCAGCGGUCAUGACGCAAUCCUUUUCGUCAUCGACAAGUUCUCCAAAAUGGGACACUUCAUCCCGACACACACAACAGCGCGCACCGAGGAGACAGCACAACUCUUCGUUCGUCACAUCAUCUCUCAGCAUGGCAUUCCAACCACUCAUCUCCGACCGAGACCCCAAAUUCACCAACAAGUUCUGGAAGGAACUUAUGUCUCUACUCGGGACCAAAAUUGCCAUGUCAUCCGCCUACCAUACGCAGACAGACGGACAGACCAAGCGCCUCAACCAAAUUGUUGAGCAACUCCUCCGAGCAGCCUGCAAGGACGAGAUCUCCAAAUGGGACCUGCACCUGCCCGUUCUAGAGUUUGCUUACAACAACGCUACACAUGCCGCUACUGGACAGACGCCGUUCUUCCUCUACUACGGACGCCACCCACUCACACCACAGAAACCGACCAUAUCCGCUACAGUCCAACCUGCACAUGAUUUCAUCACAACCAUGCAUCAGCUUUGGGAUCGGACCCACAAGUGCCUCCUCGACAUUCAGCAGCAACAAAAGCGCCAGGCCGAUCGCCAUCGCAACGACCACACCAUCACGAUCGUGGAGGAACCGGGUUCGAAGCCGACCUUCCGAGCACCAUAUCGGCUCAGCCCUACGGAGCUGACCGACAUGAAAAAACAGAUCGAGUAUCUCCUAGCCAAAGGACUCAUCCGACCAUCCACUUCGCCAUACGGUGCCCCAGUACUCUUCACACCGAAACCGGACGGAAGCCUGCGCAUGUGCAUCGACUACCGAGCUCUUAACAAGCAGACCAUCAAGAAUAAAAUCCGAUACCACGAAUCGAUGACCUGCUUGACCAGCUUCGGGGAGCUACGGUAUUUUCCAAACUGGAUCUGCGGUCCGGAUACUGGCAGAUACGGAUGGCGGACAACUCUAUCCACAAAACUGCUUUCCGAACUCGGUACGGAUCGUACGAGUAUUUGAGCAGCAAGCAGAAAAAGGCGGGACUUUCCUGUCCCAGAACAGCCAUGGCAAGUGGUUAGCCUGGACUUCAUCACCGGGUUACCACCUACCACCAGCGGUCAUGACGCAAUCCUUGUCGUCAUCGACAAGUUCUCCAAAAUGGGACACUUCAUCCCGACACACACGACAGCGCGCACCGAGGAGACAGCACAACUCUUCGUUCGUCACAUCAUCUCACAGCAUGGCAUUCCAACCACACUCAUCUCCGACCGAGACCCAAGUUCACCAGCAAGUUCUGGAAGGAACUUAUGUCUCUACUCGGGACCAAACUCGCCAUGUCAUCCGCCUACCAUCCGCAGACAGACGGACAGACCGAGCGCCUCAACCAAAUUGUUGAGCAACUCCUCCGAGCAGCCUGCAAGGACGAGAUCUCCAAAUGGGACCUGCACCUGCCCCGCACGAAACGGAGGGGGGAAGGGGGGGGGGGGGGGGGGGGGGGGGGGGGGGGGGGGGGGGGGGGGGGGGGGAGGGGAGACUACGGAGCGCAAAAUUGGAGAGCAGAGCUAGGGGGGUAGAAGGGGUUUCAGGAAUUUUGGGAUGCAGACCUGACUGGCAUUCCUGGGCGCCUCGGCGCGAGUGGCGGUCGCUCAGGAGCAUUGCGAGCAAGGCAGGCGACUCGCGCACCGAGCCUCGGAGGAACGUGUUGGGGUCAGCUCGGCAGCAGAGAGGGCUUCGCUUCGGUGAGAACCGUCGAUCGGCUUGAACGCGUCGACCCGUCACCAGCGUGCGCGGCCGCAGCGGUGCUUCCCUCCCGAGAGCCGUGCGAUCGUCGCGUACCUCCACGUCACGCGUCGCUCGUUGCCUCGCGAGUUGACGCCGUCGCCUCCGCUCGCGCGCCAUCCAUCUGCUGCCGGCGAUCGUGCCUCAGGAGCAACGCACGUGCCUCGUUGUACCCGACCUUGGAGCAAGCCAGCCUUGGAGCAAGCCAGCCUUGGAGCAAGCCAGCCUUGGAGCAAGCCAGCCUUGGAGCAAGCCAGCCUUGGAGCAAGCCAGCCUUGGAGCAAGCCAGCCUUGGAGCAAGCCAGCCUUGGAGCAAGCCAGCCUUGGAGCAAGCCAGCCUUGGAGCAAGCCAGCCUUGGAGCAAGCCGGCCUUGGAGCAAGCCAGCCUUGGAGCAAGCCAGCCUUGGAGCAAGCCAGCCUAGGAGAGAGCCAGCCUUGGAGCAAGCCGUCCUUGGAGCAAGCCAGCCUUGGAGCAAGCCAGCCUUGGAGCAAGCCAGCUUGGAGCAAGCCGGCCUUGGAGCAAGCCGGCCUUGGAGCAAGCCGGCCUUGGAGCAAGCUGGCCUUGGAGCAACGGGUGCAGCAGAAAGGGACUUGGUUUGGCGAUGGGGCGGGAGGAUGGCGCGCGGAAGGAGUGCGACGACAGGGAAGAACGAGCGAACCAACUCAGUCGGCCCAGUAGUGAUGCCGGAGCUGAGCCCUUUAACGGGGAUGGCUCUCAGCGGCGUGGCAGCAAGCGG